AAAGUGGCUGUAUUGUAUUGAUAUUUCUUUAUUUUGCGUUGUUUAGUUCAUUAAAGAAGAGUUUCUAAUGAUUGACGUUGUUAUACAAGACUAUUUACAAGUUCUCUGAACUUUAAAGAUUUUGUAAACUUCUGACAAUUUUUCCAUCAUGGGUCGUUUCAUGUUUAUCAUUACUUUUAUGUACAUUUAUAAAAGUGUUUGGUGCUCUCUUGACGUGUCACUUGUAAACGAUGGUCCAGCCGUUCGUGGGUCGAAUAUAACAUUCACCGCAAGAGUAAAAGGAUACGGUGGAGAAAAUCUUAAAUAUGUAUUUUGUGAUGAUGUACAACCGCAACAUGAACAAGAGUUUCAAUUAUCAACAAAUGAGUCGAAGUGGACUGUGGAGUACCCUAAAGAGUUGUAUGAAGCAGGAGAAUAUGUAAUGAGAGUGAAGCUGAUGAAAAGUUUUUAUGGUAUUUGGUAUUUUGUUACAUCAGCAAGCUCCACAUUCAGGUUAACAGAUUCACUAAAUGGGAAUUUAGUGCUAAAUCAGGAUAAUCUUGAGCGUCCAAAUAAUUUUGUGGCUGUCAAUAAAACUGUACUGCAUUAUAUAAAACUUCCAGAUAAUGAAAUGGAGUACUUAAAAAAUAAUGCUUCUACAAUUAUAACGUACUGGUUCAUAGAUUGUAUUUAUAUAGACCAAACUACGGAUCUAUCUUUAAAUUACACAUACAAUGAUUUGAUGGCUGAUCACUAUAUUGAUGCAUUGGUUGUGGCAAACAAUUUACCAUUGCCGCCAGUAACAACAACCACCACUACAACAACAACAACAACAACCACAACUACUACUACUACUACUACAACAACAACAACUACUACAACAACAACACCUAAACCACCUUCAACAACAACAAAUAAUGCAACACUGAGUACUACUAGUAUUAAACCAAUACAAUUGGAAACAACUGAAAGUUCACCCAUCCAUAAUAUUGUAAAACGUAUGAUCACUAAUAGAACAACUAUGAAGAGAAAUAAUUCAACAAAAGACUAUAUCUGUCACAACUCCAGUAUUGUUCCUAUUGGUAAAUCAUACACAUAUGGUCACUAUCAAGAAACUAUAAGUGUGAGAGAACCAAUAUCAACUGUCAAUAUAACUGGACUCAAUUGGCUUCAACACGGAGACUUGCUUAACUUGCAAGUAAAGUAUACAGGCUCCCCACCUUUUGCCUAUUGUGCUUUAUAUAAAGAAGGGCAAUAUAAUAUAACGGGAAAUGAGACAUGCGUUUAUAAAUCCUCAACCCUUACUAAUGCAUUCCCUCUGGUCCACUAUUUCUCGGAUUGUGAUCAGCAUACAGUUGUGGUGGUCGUCGAGAAUGAUAUGGGAAAGACUGUUUCAAGAGCAACUAUCAAUAUUUAUAAAGCUACUGUCCACGCCCAAUUAUCAGUAAUAGUUGUGCCUGUGGUAUUUUGCUUGGUAGCUGUUAUUUUGGUAGUUUUCGGCAUCGCCUACUAUCAACAUAGAUCAAGAUAUACAAUAGAAGUGGCUGACUUUGAAUUCGGUCAACAAGCUCACUUAGAUUAUAAAACGUUCACGGAGAGACUCAGAGAUAGUUUUAGGAAUGCAUUCGACUUUAGACAGAGAAACGAUAAUGACCCGCUCACUUCUGACACCAGGUAUGAUUCCAUGUAGGUAUUGAACGAAUGAAUGAUAUGUAAUGAGUUAU
Papilio machaon (common yellow swallowtail) is the source of this 1703-nucleotide messenger RNA. RefSeq lists its product as uncharacterized. The record is from RefSeq and is a predicted model, not a curated record. Bases 149 to 1669 code for a protein of 506 amino acids. The transcript is spliced from 7 exons. NCBI's taxonomy places the organism in Eukaryota, Metazoa, Arthropoda, Insecta, Lepidoptera, Papilionidae.